Messenger RNA from Capsicum annuum, 2136 nucleotides. RefSeq names its product FRIGIDA-like protein 3. The transcript is spliced from 5 exons. The coding region runs from base 258 to 1967 and encodes 569 amino acids. Lineage: Eukaryota; Viridiplantae; Streptophyta; Magnoliopsida; Solanales; Solanaceae. The record is from RefSeq and is a predicted model, not a curated record.
AAUGUACUGCAUAACUGAAGCUCUUUAUUCACUGAUUGUGGGUUGUGCGCUGUCUGCGUGAGUGAGUGGUCUUUGUCGGGUAGCUCUCUGUAUAAUAAAAAUUGUACUCUUCCAUUUCCACUUUCCUCUUUUUCCUUUCACCAAAACCCUCCGAAAUGGUCUAAAUUCUCCGGCGUAUUCUGCCACCGACACCUCUCACCGCCGCCGAUCGUGGGAAAACAAUGUUCUACUGAAGGAGGAUAUACGAUGUCAAGGAAAUGCUCAUUAUGUUUCAUCUCAUACCAGAAUGGAUAGGGGAAAUAAUCAAAUAUGGCAAGGGAGUUUCCGCCAUGGAAGAUACACAAUCCAUUGCAACAUUGAUGGAUUCCACAACAUCUAAGAUACAACAACUACAGAAAGCAUUCUCUGAGUUGGAAAGUCACCGCGCUGUUACUCUCAACCUGCAGUGGAAGCAACUUGAAGAGCACUUUCAUGGGCUUCAGAAGUCCUUGAAGAGGCGUUUCACGGAGCUGGAAGACCAAGAGAAGGAGUUUGAGACAAAAAUUGUUCGAUCUACAGUGAUGUUGGAGAAGCGCCAAGCAGCUGUUAUUGCUAAAGAGCAAGCUUCACUUCAAAGGCUCCAGGAGAAAAGAGAUGCAGCAGUUUCCGCUAUUGCAAUUGCUCUGGAGAAUCAUAGGAAACCUUGUUCUGUGGAACCAGCUGUUAUUAAUUGUGAAGAUCAAGAUGAGCCAUUUGUUCUGGAAGAAAAAACUGAUACUUCCAUUGAUAUUGGGCAUGUUACAGAGGAUACCUGGAAACCUUUUCAGGGUGGUGUUGUGGAAGUUAAGUCUUAUCCAGAGCUGGUGAAUCUAUGCCGAAAUAUGGAUGCUGAAGGCCUCCACAAAUUCAUAUCAGACAACCGUAAAAACCUGGCAGCUCUCAGGGAUGAGAUUCCACUUGCUUUAAGAGCUGCAACCAAUCCUGCCUCUCUGGUUCUGGACUCACUGAGCGGGUUUUACAACUCUGAUGUGUCAAUUUCUGAUGCUAAAAAAGAUGCUAAUCUUUUGGGACUCCGGCGAACUUGUAUUAUGUUGAUGGAAUGCCUUAGUACUUUAUUGAGCACCCUUGAAAUCGAUUCCAUUUCAAGUAUAAUAUCAGAAAAUAUAAAAGGACUUGCAAAAGCUAUCGCUGAGGAGUGGACCCCAAAGUUGGAUGAACUUGACGUUGAUGCAAAUAGUGGGAAUUCUUUGGAGGCUCAUGCAUUCUUACAGCUUCUUGCGACUUUCAGCGUUAAUUCCAAUUUUAACCAGGAAAAAUUAUCCAAGCUGAUACCCAUGGUUUCACGUCGUCGCCAAACAGCUGAUCUCUGUCGUUCCCUUGGAUUAUCUGACAGUAUGCCAGGUGUUAUUGAUGUGUUGAUAAGUAAUGGAAGACAUAUAGAUGCUGUUAAUCUAGCUUUUGCAUUUGAGCUGACAGAGCAGUUUCCUCCUGUUUCUCUACUGAAAUCCUACUUGAAUGAAGCUAGCAAAGCAUCUACACCUCUCAAUUCUGGAAAUGCAUCACCUACUGUGCAGAAUGAAGUCAAUGAGAAAGAGUUGUCUGCACUAAAGGCCGUAUUAAAAUGCAUUGAAGACCAUAAGCUUGAGGAGCAAUACCCUGUGGAUCCCCUUCAGAAAAGGGUUCUUCAGCUGGAGAAAGCGAAGGCAGACAAGAAAAAGGCAAAUGAAGUUGCAAAACCUCAAUCCAAAAGACCUCGUCCCAAUGGUGUCGGAAAUGGCCCCCGAGUUAAUAACGUCGUCGCUGAGAAGAACUUCUAUCCCAGAAUGACUGAUAGAUACCCGCAACCCGUUUAUGACGUACCGUAUGCUUAUCCUGGACCGACCAGCGCCCACGUUCCACCAUUCAUGGGUGCUCCUGCUUACAACUUCUCUCCUGGCCAUGACUUUUUUGGAAAUGGCUACCAUUACCAGGCUUCUUACCUGCACUAAAUCAGGAAACUUUGAUGAUUAUCCCUUUAACUAUUUAGUGUUUAACCUUGGAGUUUGCUUAAUUUGCUCGUGUGAGCAAAUUAAAUACUGAAUGUAGCCUUGUCAAUUUCUAAUCUGGUGUGAAAGCUGAUGUUUGAUCUUUGAAUAUAUGCACUGUCUUUCAUCUUUA